GGAAGUCUUUAUGGUCCCAGCGAGAACUGGAUAGCCAUUUGGGAGGGAGAGCUCUAUGUUCUUCCCAGCGUGAGCGUCAGCUGCAAAGCAGGAGGCUGACUCUCCCGGAGCGCGAGACUUCGCUUUGGAGGGGUGCACGUGUUCGUGCCCUAAAGCUGAUGCGGCUUGCUGCGAGAUCGUCUCUAGGAGGCUGGCCUGCAGUGACCUGCCGUCUCCCCGGUCCCUCUCCCGUUUCCAGAGCCGUGUGGGGUGCUGAGGCUCGGGCAGCAUGACGACGGAGACCUUCGUGAAGGAUAUCAAGCCCGGGCUCAAGAACCUGAACCUCAUCUUCAUUGUGCUGGAAACAGGCCGAGUGACCAAGACAAAGGACGGGCACGAGGUUCGGACCUGCAAAGUGGCAGACAAAACUGGCAGCAUCAAUAUCUCCGUCUGGGACGAUGUGGGCAACCUGAUCCAGCCUGGGGAUAUUAUCCGGCUCACCAAAGGGUACGCUUCAGUGUUCAAAGGUUGUCUGACAUUGUACACUGGCCGUGGGGGUGAUCUUCAGAAGAUUGGAGAAUUCUGUAUGGUUUAUUCUGAGGUUCCUAACUUCAGUGAGCCGAAUCCAGAAUACAGUGCCCAGCAGGCACCCAACAAGACGGUGCAGAACGACAGCAGCCCUACGGCUCCCCAGCCUACCACCGGACCCCCUGCCACCUCUCCAGCCUCUGAGAGCCAGAACGGGAAUGGACUGAGCACCCCACCAGGUCCUGGUGGUGGCCCACACCCCCCUCACACUCCCUCCCACCCCCCCACCCCCCGAAUUACCCGAAGCCAGCCCAACCACACGCCUGCUGGCCCUCCUGGCCCCUCCAGCAACCCUGUCAGUAAUGGCAAAGAAACCCGGAGGAGCAGCAAGAGAUAGCAAGACAUUCUUCCUCCCCGCCACCAGCCACAACCCAGGUGUCUGCUAGAGAACACAGCUUUCUACCGGGCUGCUGGCUUUGGGGGGCAGGGGGUGUGUAGGAGUAUUUUAGCCACUAAACUUCACUGGAGGGGUGGUGAGCAGUGGCCUUAUCCGCCCUCAGCCCAUCCUCCCCUCCUUGUCAGCUGAAGCGGCCUGUCCCCUGGGAGUCCGGGCCCUCUGCCUCCCCUCCCUCCUCUUUAGAAACGACGGUUACAGUCUGUUUCUUGUGUGUGAGAUGUGGAAGUUUAAUUGAAUCCCUCCUUCCUAAUAAAUGUUACCACUCUG
This is a messenger RNA of Eubalaena glacialis (North Atlantic right whale), 1231 nucleotides long. RefSeq names its product nucleic acid binding protein 2 (gene NABP2). Gene Ontology annotation, molecular function: DNA binding. The record is from RefSeq and is a predicted model, not a curated record. The coding region runs from base 269 to 904 and encodes 211 amino acids. NCBI's taxonomy places the organism in Eukaryota, Metazoa, Chordata, Mammalia, Artiodactyla, Balaenidae. The transcript has 7 exons. Gene Ontology annotation, biological process: double-strand break repair via homologous recombination; response to ionizing radiation; mitotic cell cycle checkpoint signaling. Gene Ontology annotation, cellular component: SOSS complex.